GGCUGAUAAACAGGCAGAAAAGAGGAGGCUGAUAAACAGACAGAAAAACAGGCUGAAAACAGGCUGGAAAACAGGCUGGACACAGUCUGGAAAACAAGCUGAAAACAGGCUAGAAAACAGGCUGGAAACAGGCUGGAAACCAGACUGAAACCAGAGUGGAAAACAGACUGAAAGACAGUCUGAAAACCAGUCUGGAAAACAGGCUGGACACAGUCUGGAAAACAAGCUGAAAACAGGCUAGAAAACAGGCUGGAAACAGGCUGAAACAGGCUGGAAACAGGCUGAAAACCAGUCUGGAAACAGGCUGGAAACAGACUGAAAACCAGUCUGAAAAACAGACUGGAAACAGACUGAAAACUAGUCUGAAAAACAGACUGGAAACAGACUGAAAACCAGUCUGAAAACAGACUGGAAACAGACUGAAAACUAGUCUGGAAACGGGCUAGAAAACAUGCUGGAAAACAGGCUGAAAACAGGCUGGAAACAGGCUGGAAACAGGCUGGAAACCAGUCUGAAAACCAGUCUGGAAACAGGCUGGAAAACAGACUGAAAACCAGUCUGGAAACAGGCUGGAAAACAGACUGAAAACCAGUCUGAAAACCAGUCUGGAAACAGACUGAAAACAGGCUGAAAACCAGUCUGGAAACAGGCUGGAAACGGGCUGAAAACGGGCUGAAAACAGACUGGAAACAUAUUGAUAACUGAGGAUAAGUAUUGAUCAGUGAUUUGAUAAAGAAAAUAACAGCUGCAGCCUUACUUGACUCUACUGUGACUCUGCCAUCAGAUAAACCUGUUGUACUGUUGGACUCUGCUGGACUCUACUGGACUUUGUUGGACUCUACUCAACUGGACUCUACUGUUGGACUCUGUAUGACUCCGUUGGACUCAACUAGACUCUACUGGACUCUGUUGGACACUGGUCCUGUGUUGACUGUUUACAGUGCGGUGAGCACCUGAAUGCAGCACGGCUGGUGAGCUGCAUCCGUGUCUUCCAACAUGGCGGCUCCCCUGCCCGGCAGGUGUGGGUUCUUCGUGGAGAAAAAGAAGCGUUUCUGUAAAAUGAUCGUCGGGAAAGGAAAAAUAUUCUGUGGAGAACAUGCGACCAUGGAGGAUGGAAGCAGCAGCAGCAGGAGGAUCGUCUGUCCUCUGGACCCCAAACACACUGUGAGCGAAGACAAACUGGACAAACACCUGAAGAAGUGUAACUCCAGACAGAAAGACAAACCUGUUUAUUAUGUGGAAAACAUAAACUCAGGAUCAGCUGACGGAGACGAGACUCAAGAGCUGAGUCUCAGUGAACGCAGUAGGGUGGAGUUACAGUCUCUGCUCGACAAACUGAAGGCAGCUGUCACAGGUCUUCAGUCUGAUGUGGAGGACAGAGUUCUGUCUCACCCCGCCCUCCAGGAGGAACUCAGCAACCCAAAGAACGGAGACUCCGCCCACAAACACCUGAAACAGCAGUCAUCUAUCUUAGGUCACCUGGAGGAGCUGGGGCUGCUGGGAAGGGGGCGGUGCUUUGUGGAGUUCGGAGCAGGUCGAGGGAAACUGUCUCACUGGAUCCACGAGGCCCUGAAGACCCGUGAAGACCUGAAGACCAGCGAAGACCUGCAGCUGCUGCUGGUGGAGCGCUCCAGCACCCGAUUCAAGGUGGACGGGAAACAUCAGGAUGAUGGAGUCCAGUUUGAGAGGCUGCAGGUCGACAUUCAACAUCUGGAUUUAAGUAAAGUUCCUCUGCUCAGACAGAAGAAGUUGCCGUUAGUCGGAGUCGGGAAACACCUGUGUGGAGCAGCAACAGAUCUGGCUCUGCGCUGUUUGCUGGAGACUCCAGGACUCAGAGAGGAAACUGAACCGCCACCAAAACGCCUCAAAACCUCGAAACCAGCUGCUGAUCCUGCCCCUGAUCCUGAUCCAAGACUGGCCUCUGACCCUAAUGAUCCAGAGCCAGCCUCUGACCCUGGUCCCGGCUGCAGUCCUGUCCUCGGCCUGGUGGUGGCGCUGUGCUGUCACCAUCGCUGUGACUGGCGUCACUACACGGGUCAGCAGUUCUUCCUGCAGCGAGGACUCGGAGCCACAGAGUUCUCCGCUUUCUGCCGAAUGUCCAGUUGGGCCACGUGUGGACUCAGACCGACCAAUCAAGACCGUCCUCCUCAGGAUUUGACCAAUCAGAGUGGAGAGGAGGAGGAGCAUGAAGCAGCAGAGGAGGCCGAUGCUGUGAACGGGUUUCUGUCGGCAGGUGAACGUGAGCAGGUCGGUCGUCUCUGUAAACAACUCAUCGACAGCGGCAGACUCCACUUCCUCAGGACGAAAGGAUUUGACAGCAAACUGACUCAAUACGUGGACGCUCGGGUCACUCUGGAGAACGUUUUACUGACUGCCGUCCCUCGGUCCAAGUCCUCCACGUCCUCCUGAGGGUCAGACUCAGACUACAUCAGUCAGCUUUCUCAGUCUGAAUUCCUGUUUUUUGUUUUCUAUCACUGAAUUUUUUUUACAUUUUAUUGACGAGUCGAUUGAUCAACGAACAGAAAAUAAAGAUCAGCAGCAGCUCUGUGUCUGAAACAAGACAAACAGCUUGUGUUACUAUAAAAAUCUUUAUUGUUUGACUGACUGUGUUAAAUGUUUUAUGAAGUUUGUAUUAAAGUAUUUUCAGUUUCUUA
Lates calcarifer (barramundi perch) is the source of this 2654-nucleotide messenger RNA. It is a transcript of the gene trmt13, whose product is annotated as tRNA methyltransferase 13 homolog. The record is from RefSeq and is a predicted model, not a curated record. The transcript has 12 exons. Bases 997 to 2409 code for a protein of 470 amino acids. Lineage: Eukaryota; Metazoa; Chordata; Actinopteri; Centropomidae. Gene Ontology annotation, biological process: tRNA methylation.